UGACAGAUUUAUUUAACCUUAGCAUUUUUUUGUUCAAUUAAUUUAAUUUAAGUACAAAAAUUGAAAGUUGUAAAUUUCAUGUUUUGCUUUUUAUUUCACUGUAAUUAUUGUAUAAUUUGAUUAAAACAAGUAGUGAAUUAUGAAUUUAGUUUUAAGGCAAGCCCUAACAAGGCAAACUUUUAGGCUAUGUGAAAGAAAUACAUCCAAAUGUUUACCAAAACAACUGUCCGUAACCUCAACUUACAAUGUUACACAAUUCAGAAAUUAUUGCCAAGAACCAACAGAAACAAAAAAACUCCCUCAACUCAUGGAAUUUCCGCCGGUGGUUUGGCCCUCAUUCGUAAAAUUCAUAAAGAAUUGGAUGUUUGCAAAUUUUAUUAUUCGUCCGUAUUUUGAACCAGAAUUUAGUCUCGGAGAGUUUAUAGAAGCUUCAAAGCACGCUGUUCAGGUUGUUUCAGACGCUUUACAACGAAGCGACUUCAAGUCACUAGAAGGACUAGUUGACAAAGAUGCCAUUACUGCUUUGAAGAAUGCUGUAUCGAAGCUCUCCGUGUCCCAGAGACAACUUUUAUCUGUUCAGAAAGAUGAUAUUUUCUAUGCUUUUCCAUAUCAGGUGGGUGUGAUGUUUGAUGACUCUGACAAGCGCUGGGUGGAAAUCACAAUGUGCUACCACGUGCUGAAGGGGCUGAAGAGGAUGCAGGAGACUGGCGACCUGCCGCCUAUUUCACUAGGUGUCCAACCGGAGUACCAAGACAAAAUCUUUAUCCUGAAUUACAGAUUUAUUAGGGAGUUCACAAAAGGGGUUGAAGACAGCUGGUGGGUUAAUAUAGUCAAUCACUUCCAACCCCAAACACUGGUCAAAAAGUAGAUACAACAAAUAAAGUCAAUUUCUAGUGCAGAUGUAAAAAGAAACAACUGCUAUAGUCUGUUUCUAUUGCACAGAGAAAAACAUCGUCCAUUACAAGUUGUAACUUCCGUACACAUAUAUACGUAUUGCUUUAUCACUCGCUCAAAUUUGGUGACUUAACAUUUUAUUAAUAUUAUUGAUCACCAGUUUUAUAGUCCACAACUGAGACUGACAUGUAGAACUAAGGUCAUAUGUAUUCGUAAAGAGUUAUCAUCGAUUUCGCAGUGCUUUUCAAACGAGUGACAAAAAUAUUGUAGGUAGUUGGAAAAAGUUAAAAAUUGCACUUAACUACGCCCGAAGUUCAUAAUAACAUCACAUAAAUGUUAUGUGUAUGUAUUUAAUGUCUCGACACUUUUUUACAUACUAAAUACAAUAAAAAAUUGACGGAAAUGUCCUUAAAGAUUUUGUAAAGUUUUAAUAUUAAUCACAAUUCGUUGAUUAACUUUAUUUAUCUUACGGACACUUGUUCUCUUUUUCUUUCUGUCUCUGUCUUCCUAUGUAUGUACAACUGUCAAAAAAUGAGAUAAUAAAUAUGAAGCAGAAUAUAGAAAAACUAUAGUGGUGUUCAGUACCCGGGUAUAAUUUGUAAAUUGACUUUUAGAAAGAGACAGUCUAUAUUAUCCUAUCCCUCCCACAUUAUCCAAAACCAAUAUAUUAAUAAUAAUAUUCAGUCGUUUUACAAGAGUGAAAUAGAUAUAUUUUGAAAACCGAUUAGCCGAUUGUCUCUUUACAAAACUCAAUAUGGGUUCGUUGCCGAGUACUGAAAUUGCGAAAACUUGUGCAAGCCAAAAAUAUUAUAACCAGGAAUUAAUAAAAUUCAGUUUUAUUGUU
Plodia interpunctella (Indianmeal moth) is the source of this 1738-nucleotide messenger RNA. RefSeq lists its product as uncharacterized. The coding region runs from base 140 to 868 and encodes 242 amino acids. Gene Ontology annotation, biological process: protein insertion into mitochondrial inner membrane from matrix. The record is from RefSeq and is a predicted model, not a curated record. Gene Ontology annotation, cellular component: mitochondrial inner membrane. The transcript has 4 exons. Lineage: Eukaryota; Metazoa; Arthropoda; Insecta; Lepidoptera; Pyralidae. Gene Ontology annotation, molecular function: ribosome binding.